AUGGCAGGAGAAAAACUUUGCCAGCAGCUGGGUGCCCUCAGGGACGUUGAGGCCGAGGAGGCCUUGAAGCAGGCUGCAAAAGCGCUCAGCCGCCUGCCCAUCGUCGUCCUGGAGAUGCCCCGGCAGGUCAGCGACAUGGCAGUUGUACGCAGUUGCUCUGGCUUCGCCAAGACAUGGGGCUAUGACGCCGAAUUGGCGAAAGUCAUUGUGUUGGCGAGCAGCGCCUCCGCCCUGAACUUUGAUGCGGACGCCGAAGUUCGGUUCCAGGUCAAACCGCUGAGCGAGGAAGAGUGCCAGCAGCAGGAGUUCCAGACGUUCCUCAAGCACCACGGUGGAGCUGCCGCCGUCGAGCACAAGUCGGAUCUCCUCCACCUCUCCGGCGGCAACGUGGGCAAGUUGGAGGACCUGGCGCAGGCCUUGCGGACCAAGACCUUUGAGGAGGUCCGGCUCGCAACCAUCGGCGCGCAGGAGGAGAUCCGUUUCUUCGGCGUCGGUGCGGCAGGUCCGUGGACUUCGCUCGUUUCACCAGCGGUGAAGGCACAAGGUGCCCACGGCCACCACUGA
Durusdinium trenchii is the source of this 564-nucleotide messenger RNA. Lineage: Eukaryota; Dinophyceae; Suessiales; Symbiodiniaceae. The record is from the annotation of a GenBank genome assembly.